AUGCAGUGCCUGAUGCACACUUCGGACCUGUCCUCGCCGGCGAAAAAUGCCGUGGGGCAGAACACGCUUCCACUAGUCGAGCGCCACGUCAACAGUCAUGCCGAAAGUUGUCGAGUAUUGCCCCAGAAACCGUCAUGUACAACAGCGCAGGGCUUGGCUUUGUCAUCUUCCGCCUCUUCGUCUUCUUCUUUGAACGCCACCGAACAGUCGGUGGGGUCUUUUUCGCUGCGUCAAUGUUUGGAUCUUCUGGUGCGGGUGCAAAAGACGCAGGCAGAGAGUGUAACCCUGCUUACGACACUACGCGAGCGCCUUUUUCCUACGCUCAAACACGGAGAUGAGGCAUGUCAUCCGCCUGCUGUUCCCUUUGACGAUGUGGACCGCGAAGUCGUGCGGCUACGUAUUUUUGAGGUGAAGCACUCCGGUCUCAACCCAAGGUUGUCUGAGUCCAUUGAGAGUAUCUUGCUACCGUUUCAGUCUUGCUUUCGACAGGGGCUGGAAGGGACUGCUGCGGGUGGCGGAGGCGGCGUUGGGAGUUCUGGAGUGUUGUUGGAGUCCUGCGGCCGGGUCGCCUCGUUGCGGGAGCAGUUCAUGGGCCUCGCCCAACUGCAGGAGGAGGCGAUAAACGCACUGGGGACGCAGUUGGCACAGCUGUUUGCACUGCCGUCUGCGAAGAAUAACACCGUUUACCACUACCCCGUGUCAACGAUGGCGGAGGAUGGGGCGGAACCGUGUGGAUCUCGCGAGCCGCGUCCACAUGAUGCGGCAUUGCGGUUUCUGGAGCAGCUUGAGGAUGUGAUGACUAGUAAGCAGCACAUUGUUGUCUUUCUGGCGAUGGCUCUGCGAAAGAUUUACGACCCCCUGACCCCAACCGCUGCGUCAUCAUUUGAAGCCCUCCCUGCUUCGACGGACGGGGGUUUCGACGUGCUUCAAAGGGACGAUGCUGCGGGGGGGCGUGUGUCAGUCUCGCUUUCACCGCCAAGCACUCUUCGUCCCUCAUGCUCGGCUCCCCGAGAGGCGUCACUGCAGUCUCCAACAGCUGAAGGCUGCGGGCGAUCCCUGGAGCGACUACUUCACACCUAUCACAUGCAGGAAUGCCGCCGCAGCAACAGUCACGAGUCCCCAGAUGUUGAACUCUCACCAUCGCCCAAGUCGUGUGGGUGGGAGAUGGUUCCCAAUAAAUCUGCGUGUGGGGAGCCGCCGCAAGAAGAGCGGCAGUCAUAUAUUUUGCUGCAGCCGGCGUGCGAUGGUGACGUUUCGCCUCAGAGUGCCAAUCCUCGUUCACCCUCGCUCUGCACAGCGGGGAUGGGAGAGGUGUGUGCCUCACCGCCACCGCCGCUGGCAAGAUGCCUUGAAGAGCAGACGAAAGCGCGGCUGCAGCUCUUCCUGAACGCACAUCGUUCGUUGCGACAUACGCAUGACACGGGUGGAGGGGAAUUCGUCAAUGACGACGCGUCACAGUCGCCGCCAGCACUGCAGCUUUCUCAGUUUGUGGACAGCGAGGCUGCCAUGAAUGAAAAUAGGGCGCCAAGUAAGGAGCGCGGGCCAAUGGAGUUUACAUCCAACAUCGCUGCGGAGAACGCACGACUAUUGCGAUUGCUGGAAGCAAAGGACAGUUUGAUUAUGGGCAUGCAGGAGCGUUUGCUAGGCUCGGUGCCUUUGUUAGUUGAGCGCUUAGCGAGCGGCGUUUGUAGCAGUAUCAACGGUUCGUGUCGUAGCCGAUGCUCUUCCACACAUGGGGAUUCCGCGGACGAGAGACCAUCAUCACCACUCCAGCCGACGCAUACCGCCUCUACCUCCACGUGUGACGAAGAAAUUGAGGGUCGUGUUGAGAAGACACCAAAUGCCGGGCGAUGUGAUGACGUCAAUGAGAUACAGUUGCUUAAAGAUAGGCUGGCUGCUCGCAUGGAAGAUAACCAUCAUCUGCGUGCCGCUUUAACUGAUAUGAAGGAGGAGAGGCAACGCUGGAAGCGGGCGGCGAGAGAGCUGAAGGAGGAGAAUCAGGUAUGGAGGGAGAGGGAACGGGCAGCAAGGACGCGAUGCGAGCAGCUUGAAGAAAAUAUUCUCUUUUUAAAGAAGCGACUCUUGACGUCUGAGGGGGCGUUAGUGCUGAGCAACACGGCCGCCGCAUCCGUGACGCAUAGUGAGGUGCCAUUGUUGAGUACUUCCUCGAGCCAUCAUCACGGCGCUGAGCUCAACUUGAACAGCGAUAACAGGGAUACGCGUGGCCGCCUGCCUCGCAACGAGGCAGGCGGUUUAGCGUCACCGGCACGGAGUCGCAGUCGAACGCUGCCUCCACCUUUGCACGAGGUGGCCGUGCCGCACACGUCUGUGUCCCUGCAGGAGAAGCGAAAUGAGGUGCUUGCGAAGCUCGGGCGACACGCCGAGGAGGGUACACUGCCGCAGGCAGGGCCGUCUUUUCCGGAGUGUGAAGAGCCGAUGGUGGUGGUUUCACCGCUGACGGAUGAGCGCGUUCCACCGGGGGGUGGUGGUGAUGGCGGCGCCGCACCAACGACGUCUCCGGCCCCCGCGACUUCCUUUUCGUCAUCACCAGGUGCAGUUCGAAUUGACAGGCGUUUGUCACCGGAGUAUCAAUCACCGCAGGCGGAGCACGUUGGCGGCGGCGGUGGUGAGGGGCCUGUGAGAGCGCGGCUCUCAACGGCGGACGUUAACCGCAUUCUUGCGAGUGCGCGUGGCCUCUUGAAGUCGGUUGCUUUGACACGCAACGACCACCGCGGUGAAAUGUUUCCGGUGCCAGCCUCUGCCUCUUCCGGCUCCACAUGGUCGGAUUGCGACUCCGCCAGCUCCGGCGAUGAUCACGACGAACGUCACGGGAGUGGUGCGGCUGCGCGUUGCACUAUCGCAUCAGCGGAGAAGCAGCUGCCACCAACGCAGCGGCGCUCCAUUUCUCCAUGCUCUUCCCUCAGCUACUCCUCGGCGAGGAAACGAGCGCAGCAGCCUCUGCGUCACUGGAAGCAGCGUGAGACGAAUACUGUGAAUGUGGUUGAACCCAGGACACCCGCGUCAUCAUUGCCAUCGCCAUCACCGCCGCUGCGACAGUCGCGGCAUAAAGGCGCAAAGGCAACCACAACGCAGUCGCCAGAGGAAAAACGCUCUACCAGGCCACGUCCUCGGACUGCGCGUGAGGCGCUUAUGCAGGAGCUGCGAGAUCAGCUUCACCUGCUGCGGACGCAACACGCCGGCGUUCUUGCGCAGGCAGAGCAACUGCAACUAAAGCGGAGGCAGGUGGUUGCAGCCAUUCAGCACCAGAGCAAUGAAAUGAGUGGCAGUAGUCCCAAAAUGACAGGUAAGAAGCGCCUUGCACUGACAGCGCUGCUUAAACGGUUUGAUGCAACCCAGGAGAGGGUACAACAAAGUGAGGCACGUCUUCGUGAGUACGUGGAGAUUGUGAAGCGACAACUGAGGACGUUAGAAGAUGACCUCUUGUGA
Molecule: messenger RNA, 3447 nt
Organism: Trypanosoma rangeli
Lineage: Eukaryota; Euglenozoa; Kinetoplastea; Trypanosomatida; Trypanosomatidae
Exons: 1
Coding region: 1-3447 (1148 amino acids)
Source: RefSeq, a predicted model, not a curated record